AUGGGGAAGCAGUACUUCUUGGGACCCGCCCAGAAAGGCCUGGGUGGGUCGGGCGACACGGCUUACCCCGGAGGCCCGUUCGUCAACCCGUUUGGGUUCAGGAAGGAUGAGAAGUUGAUGAAGGAGGUUAAGAACGGGAUGCUCGCCAUGAUGGCGAUCUUGGGUUACUUUGUACAGGGCCUUGUCACGGGCCUCGGCCAGUUUCAAAACCUGUUGGAUCACUUGGCUGACCCGGUUAACAAUAACGUGUUGACCAGCCUUAAAUUCCAUUAA
This is a messenger RNA of Striga hermonthica, 273 nucleotides long. The record is from the annotation of a GenBank genome assembly. Lineage: Eukaryota; Viridiplantae; Streptophyta; Magnoliopsida; Lamiales; Orobanchaceae.